AUGAUUGCACAAGAAGUAAAUGACUGGAAGUUAGCCGCAGAGUUAAAGAAACAAUCCUUAAUCCUGUCCAUUCCUGAAAAAUGGAGAAUUGCUGACAUCAAGACUCAGAUGAAAAAUGCUGGAUAUGUAAACCCUCAUUUAUUCUUGGAUUCGAUUUUACCUAAGGACGAGGUUAUCAUUACCAAUAAACAUCUUCAUGAACUAAGAGUUCUAAUAAAAAAGGGCACUCUUUCUGCGUACUCUGUAACCGAAGCGUUCUGUCAUCGAUCAGCUUUGGCACACCAGCUACUCAAUUGUUGCAUUGAGAUCUUCUAUGUCGAAGCUUUGGAAAAGGCACAGAAGUUGGACGAUUACUUUGCAGUAACAGGUGAUGUCAAGGGUCCCUUGCAUGGGAUUCCUAUCUCCUUGAAAGACCAGGUAGACUUACCAGGCAAAGAUUCGUCUAUUGGUUAUGUUGGACUCCUAGGCCAGCCAGCAGGACAAAUUGCACUUAUGGCCAAAGUCCUUGAAGAUAUGGGAGCUGUGUUCUACGUGAAAACUGCAGUCCCUAUGGCUAUGAUGCUACCAGAGACUUACUCAAACCUACAUGGAUACACAUUCAAUGGGGUGAAUAUUAACCUAUCACCUGGAGGGAGUUCCGGGGGUGAAGGCUCAUUGAUUGGAGCUGGUGGGUCAUGUAUGGGCUUCGGUACAGAUAUUGGGGGAAGCAUCAGAAUUCCUUCUGCCUUUCAGGGCCUAUACUCUUUAAAGCCUUCUGUUGGGAGGUUUUCAUAUCUGGGUGUCACUAAUUCUUAUUCAGGACAAGAAGUCGUUCCGUCGGUCAUUGGUCCAAUGUCUACUUCUCUCAAAGAUAUACAAAUCAUCACAGAAUUAAUUGUUGCAAGUGAAACAUGGAACAAUGACCCAAAAGUGAUGCCUAUACCUUGGAGAGAUAUGUCUCACCUCAAAGACACACCUUUAACCAUUGGUAUCUGGAGAUUUGAUGGAGCCGUCAUGCCUCAUCCACCUAUUCAGAGAGCUCUUAGACAGGUUGAAGCACACUUGAAAGAAAAGGGUCACAAGAUUGUUGAAUUAACUUUCCCAUUGCAGUCACAAAUACUUUCUACUAUUAGUAGAGUAUUUGGAGCAGAUGCAGCAUAUGAUGUUGAAAGUAUAUGUGCCAUCAGUGGAGAGCCAAUAGUACCAACAGUGAAAGAAAUGAUCCAAUGUGAUGAUAUCAAUGAACCAAUUACGGUUAACGAAUGGUGGAACCUUGCUGACGAGGUGUAUGGAUUGAAGAAGCAGUUUUAUGAAUAUUGGAAAGAUAAUUCUUUGGAUGCUAUCUUGGCUCCGGUUUGGCCAUCGACGGCCAGUUUACCUUAUGGACAACCUACUAUUAACUACACAGCUCCUUUCAACUUAUGCGAUUGCUGCUCUGUAGUGGUCCCGAUAACAAAUGUGGAUCGACUUAUUGACGAGAUUGAUACUUCUUAUGUGCCAAUUAAUCCCGCUGACAAUCACAUGUAUCAGUCAUACGAUCCAGAUUUAUUUGACAAGAUGCCCGUAUGUCUUCAAGUGGUCACUAAGAAGUUAGAAGAAGAGAAGGCACUCGUAGUAGCAUCAAUUAUCGAUGAGAUACACAAUUGA
Messenger RNA from Scheffersomyces stipitis CBS 6054, 1626 nucleotides. RefSeq names its product Acetamidase (gene AMD2). The record is from RefSeq and is a predicted model, not a curated record. Lineage: Eukaryota; Fungi; Ascomycota; Pichiomycetes; Serinales; Debaryomycetaceae. Bases 1 to 1626 code for a protein of 541 amino acids. The transcript has a single exon.